Molecule: messenger RNA, 3952 nt
Organism: Amblyraja radiata (thorny skate)
Lineage: Eukaryota; Metazoa; Chordata; Chondrichthyes; Rajiformes; Rajidae
Product: alpha-1,6-mannosylglycoprotein 6-beta-N-acetylglucosaminyltransferase A
Exons: 18
Coding region: 704-2941 (745 amino acids)
Biological process (GO): protein N-linked glycosylation
Cellular component (GO): Golgi apparatus
Molecular function (GO): alpha-1,6-mannosylglycoprotein 6-beta-N-acetylglucosaminyltransferase activity
Source: RefSeq, a predicted model, not a curated record
CGAACCUGGGUCUCUGGCGCUGUAAGGCAGUAGCUCUACUGCUGCGCCACUGUGCCACCCUGCUCUGAGGAGUUUUCCUGGGGCUGAGAUCAUGGCUUUAUCCAAUCAAAAACAAUAUUCCAGUAUUCUAGGUGGUGGAGUGCAUCCCCAUCUGAUUCCUGUUGAUAUUUGCUGUGAAAUUAUCUAAAUACUGCUUUGAUGUUUGUUUCAUCCGGUUUGAUCUCCUCUUUCAACUCAUCUAUUUUGUAUCAAGAUCGUAAUGAGUUAAGUGGUCCUGGUAGGAACCAGGCUGAUGAUCAGUAAGUCGAUUAUUUGUAAGUAAUGUUUUCCCACAUAGAUGUACCUGAUUGGAUGAGUUCUUCCAGAUCUCACCUUUUCUUUCCCUACAGAUUCCACAAUCUGCAGUCUCUUGUGCCUUCAUUUUACUGCACCAGUUUAAAGUCUCUUCAGCAGAAGUCCUCUUUGAAGAUGUUUACAACCGCUCUUCAAUAUACAGCACAGAAGAUGACACAUUGUAUCUGGGAGAAGCUCUUGAAAAAGUUUACCAAUUAGUUCCACUGCCCUGCUAUAUCUCCAAGGACCGAAAGCUAAUGUUAGAUGAAGAUGAUUUAAAGCAGCCGACCACUUGAAUGUUCUCCAUAAAAGAUUCAAGAGAUGAUGUUAAUAACGUGACUAGAUUGCCUGAAAAAAUAAGCUGUGGUAGAUGAAGAUGUUUGGAAAUCUAUUCAGGAGAAAUGCAUCCCAGAAACUAAGUGCCCUGUUGCUGAUUUUCGGGUUCAUUUGGGGUUUGGUGCUGCUUCACUUCACCUUCCAGCAGCCAAAGCAUCAAAACAGUGCAGAACUGCGUGAACAAAUCUUAGAGCUGAGUAAAAGAUACGUUCGAGCUCUCGCAGAAGAAAAUCAAAAUGCUAUAGAUGGUCCGCAUGGUGCUUCAAUGGCAGGAUAUGCUGAUCUGAAAAGGACAAUUGCUGUCCUACUUGAUGAUAUAUUGCAGCGCCUGGGGAAGCUUGAAAACAAAGUGGACGACAUGAUUGCAAGCCGCUUGACAAAUAACACCAACAGUACCAACAGCAAUUCGAUGUCUGCAGGUGCCAGUAAACAAAUGAAUAAUCAAGAGUUUUCAGAUUUGUGUGCUUUAACAUCAUUAGAUGGUUUUCCAUAUUGUGAAGGUAAAAUUAAGUGGUUGAAAGAUAUGUGGAAGUCUGAAUCUUGUUAUGCAAACUAUGGUGUCAAUGGAUCCACAUGCUCGUUCAUUAAAUAUCUCAGCGAGGUUGAAAGUUUUUGCCCCUUGCUUCCAGAAAGAAUAAAAAUGAUUGCUGCUGCUAUUUCCCUAAAACCUAAGGCCAAGAUUUUAACCAGCCUGGAUGGUUUGCUAGCAGUACUGGCUGAACACGAAGAACUUGUAUGGAUAAAACUGAGGAUAGAGAGGAUGAAGGAGAAAUGGAUAACCGCUGUGAAAGCAUUGGCUAAAAAACACAAUUUGGAAAAUCGACCACAGAAAAAGAUUUUACUUCAUUUAGGUCUUUUGACAGUGGAAUCAGGAUUUAAGAUUGCUGAGAAUGUAUUUAAAGGAGGUCCGCUUGGGGAGUUAGUGCAAUGGAGUGACCUGAUAACCUCCGUGUACUUGCUUGGUCACAACAUCAUACUUUCUACAUCAGUGGAUGAGCUGAAACGGUACUUGAGCAUUGUGACUGGAAAUAAAGAUGGAUGUCCAAUCCGAGGGGACAAGCUACUGGAUCUCAUAUACAUUGACAUUGUUGGGUUAAAACAACUCAAGUCAGUACUGGGAUCAUCCUUCACCCACUAUAGCUGUUUGUUGAGGGUUCUUGAUUCUUUUGGAACUGAGCCUGAAUUUAACCAUGCCGAAUAUUCCAAACUAAAAAAUCAUGGGUCACCUUGGGGAAAACUCAAUCUAAUUCCGAAGCAGUUUUGCAACAUGUUCCCACAUACUCCUGAUAAUAGUUUUUUGGGUUUUGUUGUGGAGGAAUAUUUUAACGAAAAUCACGCUGCUUUACUUAAUAACAUUUCAAGAACUAACAAAGCCCUGGUUUAUGGAAAACUAGCAGACUAUUGGAAGGAUAAAAUACCUUUCCUAGAUAUUGUCGGAAAAUAUGCUGAGAUUCAUGGCACAUUUCAUGAAAAACAUAAUGUCCCUUUACCCAACUACAUAAUUAACCAUGGAAUUCUAAGCAGUCACAAUCUUCAACUCUUAUUAAGAGAGAUUAAGGUUUUUGUGGGACUUGGCUUUCCCUAUGAAGGUCCCGCACCCCUCGAAGCAAUAGCGAACGGCUGCAUAUUUUUGAAUCUAAGGUUUCAACCGCCAAAGAGCCGGAAAAAUACUCUGUUCUUUCAGGGUAAACCAACAUUCAGAGAGCUCUCAUCUCAGCAUCCUUAUGCAGAAAUGUAUAUUGGGAAGCCGCAUGUUUGGACUGUUAACAUUGAGAAUUCAAGCGAAGUAGAAGAAGCACUGCGGCAAAUGAUGAAACAGGAGGUUAAGCCACAUUUACCAUAUGAAUUCACGUGUGAAGGAAUGCUGGAAAGAUUAAAUGUUUUCAUUGAAAAACAGGACUUCUGCCUUCAAAGGGAAAUAUGGCCACCUAUUAAUGCACUUAUAGUUAAAAUGGCCAAACCCUCUCAGUCAUGUGUUGAAGUCUGCCAAAAAGAACAACUAAUUUGUGAGCCUGCUUUCUUCUAUCAUCUCAACAAAGUGACUGAACUUAAGAGAUACGAGAUAAAGUGCAAAACCUCAAAAAAGGAGCAUGAUAUAUAUCUGCCAGCAUUUAACCCUCAGAACCAAAUGUGUCUACUACAGUCAGAUUAUUUACUCUUCAGCUGUGCAGGAUCACAUGAACUUUACAAUAGAAUCUGUCCAUGCCGUGAUUAUGUUAAAGGGCAGGUUGCAUUCUGCCAGGCAUGUGUGGAAGGAAAAGAGCACAAUUAAUCUGCAUGUUUACAGAAACUGAAGAAGCAACUACCUUCAAACAAUUUAACAAGCAUGAAUCCAACAGCGACAAUGCAUUGGUAAUCAGAUGGAAAAUUAACAAUGUUCUUGAAGUUCUCACUUGAACAAUGCUAGAACACAGGAAACUUAGAAAUUGACAAAAUCUUAAGAAAAUCAAAAAAUAUUGCAGAUACUGGAAAUCUAAAAUAAACUCAAAAGAUGCUGGAAAUACUCAGCAGAUCAGUCUUCAAUUCCCACAGAAACAGUGGUGGACUCCCAACUGUCUUCUAAAAUACCCCAGAAAGAUAAUUAGUUAAUGGGAACAUAGGACAGACACAAAAAUAAAUGUCUACCAUUCAGUACUAUUCAGCAAGUACAUAAUGGUGCAUACAAUAACUGCAACUCCCAUGUAGAAUAUGGACUUUCACUGCCAAGCAAAAUACUACCAACUUGCAAAUGAAAUAGAAAAGCAUUGCCAAUAGUUAAAUUAGUCAUCAGCUCAGACACUGACACGUACAACGCACAUUAAUUUAAACAUGGAGUGAAGCGCAUGUAAGCAGCAGACCAUCUGUGUUAUGAUCAAGUUUACCUAAUUGAAGAGAGCAAUCUGGUAUUCUGGUAGUUUACAAGGCAGAUAUUAUUGGGCCAAAUUUCACCAAUUAUUUGUGAGCUGGGGUACACUUUAGAUUUGCUUUAUUUCAGAUAUUGCAGAAAGGAACAAUUAUGAUUUGUUGCUAUUUUGAAAAUAAAUGAAAGGUCACCUCAACUGUACCAUUUAGUUCUUAGUUCUAAAAAUACUAGAGUUUCAUGCUAAUUCCAGAUUUAAGCACAUAAUAAGGCCUGAAAAUUUAUUUCUAUAUUUAGGGGGUUCUGUAUUAUCAGAGGCAUUGAGGAAAAAUAAAGAUUCUUGAAACUUAUGGUCAGGUGGAUUUUCCAAUAAAAUUCCCACUGACUUAUCUGAUCUGGUUAUAUUUGUAAAGGGUUAUAAUCUGCUUUUUUAAGUCAUUUUAU